AUGUGUCUGGUGUCAUGUGAUUGCACAAAAUCCCAACAUCUGGGAGACUUUUAUGUCCUCUUCAAUCCUUGGUGCUCUGAUGACCCUGUGUAUUUAGACAAACAAGAUCAGAGAGAAGAGUAUGUCCUGAAUGAGCAUGGGAUUAUAUUCCAGGGUCUUCCCAAACACAUAACUGCUCAACCAUGGCAUUUUGGACAGUUCCAAGAUGAUAUUCUGGAUAUCUGCCUGAAAAUUCUGGACACAAGUACAAACUUCCUGCGUGAUCCUGGCAUGGACUGUGCCUGUCGUAAUGACCCUGUGUACAUCAGCAGGGUGUUGAAUGCUAUGAUCGGUUGUCAUAAGAAGAAAAGCAUCCUGAAACUUCCAUCCAGUAAUAAUUACCUGCAUGGACUCAAUCCUUCAGUAUGGAAUGGAAGUGUCCCUAUCCUUCGGCAGUGGAACCAGGGCAAAUGUAAACCCAUCAAGUAUGGACACUGUGGGACUUUUGCUUCUGUAUUGUGUACAGUUAUGAGGUGCUUGGGAAUCCCAAGCCGAGUUGUCACAGGCUUCUAUUGUUCUUUGAAUGCUGCUGACCCUCUCAGCGUCCAGGAGGUUUUUGACUAUACAGGCAAAACUUUAAAUGGCAAAGAACAUACCUGGAUAUAUCACUGCUGGAAUGAAUCUUGGAUGGUCAGAAAAGAUAUAAAUCAAUCUGGGAGUGAUUGGCAAUACCUGGAUCCAACACCUGUAGAGACUAGUAAAGGGUUAGUGUGCAGCGGUCCUAUUUGGGUCAAAAGCAUCAGAGAUGGAGAUGUGGAUAUUGACUCUGAUGGCCACCAUGUAUUUUGUAUGUUAAAUUCAAGGAGUGCUGCUUGGGUUUCUCAAGGCAAAGGCAAGAAGACAAAACUUCACUGUGAUAGCUGGCCUUGUGGGCAAUGUAUCAGCACCAAGACUGUUGGUAGGGAUCUACGUGAAGAUGUCACUGAUGCUUAUAAGCAUGAAUUGGGUUCUGUGCAAGAGAAAAAAGCCUUCUACAAAGCUUGCAGAAAAAUUAAUUCUCGUUACCUCAAUGCUCCAAAUUCUGAGAUUGAUAAAGAUAUAGCAUCCCACAGAAACAAAAGCCUGAAAGACGCUGGGAUUACAAUGAAAUUUAAGAUGGCUAAUUGUCCUUUAUAUGGUCAAGAUGUUCAAAUAAAGUGGGUGCUUGAAAACCUCUGUAAUGAGACCCAAGACAAGAAAUUUAACCUUUGCGCUCAGGGAAUGAUGCACAAUGGAUGUUCAUUGGAUCAGCUCUGGAAAGAGAGUAUGCAUGUCAUGCUCGGCCCAAAAGAAGUGAAAACAAUCCCGAUAGACAUACCAUACAAAGAUUAUAGAUCUCACCUUUGUGAUCAUAAUAUUAUGAGAGUGGUUGCAGUCUCAAUGCCAGGGCCUAAAGGGGAAACCAUUAUGGUGGAGAGAGAUGUCUUGAUUGACGGUCUACCCAUUGAGAUAAAGAUUUUAGACCGUCCCAAGCUGAAUGCACCAUGCUCUACAGAAGUCACCUUCUCUAAUCCCCUCAAGGAGGACCUCAGGAAUUGUGUGCUGAACCUGGAAGGCUAUGGACUGUUUGGUGAACCAAUCACUACUGAAUUGGGAACACUGGCUGCUAAUCACAAGGCACAAACGUCUGUAGAGUUUACUCCCAACCGGCAUGGCAGACACCAAUUCAUCGCCAGCAUCAGCUGUGAUAACUUCUGCAAUUGCAAAGGGUAUGCCAGUGUAGAUAUGGGCAAUCUGCCAACAACAUCUGGAGAAGGAGGUGCAUGA
Elgaria multicarinata webbii is the source of this 1785-nucleotide messenger RNA. RefSeq names its product protein-glutamine gamma-glutamyltransferase 5-like. Bases 1 to 1785 code for a protein of 594 amino acids. The record is from RefSeq and is a predicted model, not a curated record. NCBI's taxonomy places the organism in Eukaryota, Metazoa, Chordata, Lepidosauria, Squamata, Anguidae. Gene Ontology annotation, molecular function: protein-glutamine gamma-glutamyltransferase activity. The transcript has 11 exons. Gene Ontology annotation, biological process: peptide cross-linking.